AUGCUAUGCCUCUCUCCGUCUUUUAACGACGCAGACGUCGUAGAAGGACUAUGUCGAAGCGCGAUUAAAGCAGCUUACAAUAAAUUAGAGGACUCUUCCAAGCCUCGGUCGUUCUUCGCGGAUGCACUUGGAGCUGUAACUGCCACACUUCAUCUUUAG
Molecule: messenger RNA, 159 nt
Organism: Pseudocercospora fijiensis CIRAD86
Lineage: Eukaryota; Fungi; Ascomycota; Dothideomycetes; Mycosphaerellales; Mycosphaerellaceae
Exons: 8
Coding region: 1-159 (52 amino acids)
Source: RefSeq, a predicted model, not a curated record